Molecule: messenger RNA, 1536 nt
Organism: Ramularia collo-cygni
Lineage: Eukaryota; Fungi; Ascomycota; Dothideomycetes; Mycosphaerellales; Mycosphaerellaceae
Product: related to alpha/beta hydrolase
Exons: 1
Coding region: 1-1536 (511 amino acids)
Biological process (GO): cardiolipin acyl-chain remodeling
Cellular component (GO): mitochondrial inner membrane
Molecular function (GO): A2-type glycerophospholipase activity
Source: RefSeq, a predicted model, not a curated record
AUGGCUUCUACCUCAGCUUCCAACUCAGACGACAUUAGCCGCACGCAACCAGGGGGCAAAUCGAUGCUCGCAAGGCAACGUGCAAAAGAAGAGGCUGAAGCGAACGGUCGUCAAGCUCCAAAGGGUGGAUGGUUUCCUCUGGGCUACAAGGAUGGUUUCUCCCAAUGGUGGGCGUCACUCACACCAGCGGUGACCGAGCACAAAGUCAUGACUUUCAUUCCAUACCUUCAACAACCACCUACGCACAUGCAGACUGGCAGCACCCCGACGAGCCCGAGCGCGAGCAUGACACAGGUUGACCAGAUCCAGGAGCCUAUACAGCGGACGAGCAGCGUGAACGAUCCCCACGGACCUCGACAGUGGCAAUCACAAAUGGUACAACUGCAGGGAAAGAACAGAUACUUGAACGAGUUCAGUGUAGAGAGGCUAGGAGAGCAGACGGACAACAACUUGGUUAUGCUCCACGGAUAUGGAGCUGGACUAGGCUUCUUCUACAAGAAUUUCKAGGCACUAUCUCGCUUGCCUCAUUGGAAGCUAUAUGCUCUUGACAUGCUGGGCAUGGGAAGAAGUAGUAGGCCAAACUUCAAGAUCAAAGCCACCGAUAAGGRGGCAAAGGUGCGAGAAGCCGAGAGCUGGUUUGUCGAUGCUCUGGAGGAGUGGCGUGUCAAGAAGGGUAUUGACAAGUUUACAUUGCUGGGUCAUUCCCUAGGAGGCUACAUGGCUGUCUGCUACGCCCUCAAAUACCCUGGCCACCUGAAUAAGCUAAUAUUGGCCUCUCCGGUGGGAAUUCCAGAGGAUCCAUAUGCAGUCAAUGAAGCUAUGCCGGAGCCUAGCGAUAGCACCAUGGCCAAUGAAUUUACAGAAGACGCGGAUUCCAAGACGAAGCUGAAACCUCGAAAACCGCUGCCGGGAUGGCUCACAACUUUGUGGGAUGCAAAUGUCUCACCAUUUUCCCUUGUCCGUUGGACAGGACCAAUGGGACCACGCCUUGUCUCUGGCUGGACGUCCCGUCGCUUUUCGCACCUACCGGCCGAGGAAUCGCAAGCACUCCACGACUAUAGCUACUCGCUUUUCCGACAACGUGGCAGUGGCGAGUACGCUCUAGCUUAUGUCCUCGCACCUGGAGCGUUCGCAAGAAGUCCUCUGAUUCGACGCAUACAUGGCGUAGGCCGCCAAUUGCUGCAAGUCCACAACGAGCCUUCCCCGGAUAAUUUGGGUGACCAAGACUUGACUGCUGCYGUGGCACACAAAGCCCGAGAAACAGGCAUUCCUGUGGUAUUAAUGUAUGGCGAAAACGACUGGAUGGACGUGGCAGGUGGCUAUGCCGCCGAAGAACAGAUCAAACGAGAGAAGAAGAAGGCAUUGGCGCAGGCGAGCGAAGAGGAGAAGCAGAGAGAGAAUGGAGAUGUCAAAGUAACUGUGAUCGCAAAGGCCGGUCAUCACCUUUACUUGGAAGGGCAUGAGCAAUUUAACGAGGAAAUUCUGGGAGAAAUGAGAGAUGUUGAAAGAAGACAGAAGCGUUUGAUGAAACUAUAG